Messenger RNA from Naumovozyma castellii, 1299 nucleotides. It is a transcript of the gene HOG1, whose product is annotated as mitogen-activated protein kinase HOG1. NCBI's taxonomy places the organism in Eukaryota, Fungi, Ascomycota, Saccharomycetes, Saccharomycetales, Saccharomycetaceae. Bases 1 to 1299 code for a protein of 432 amino acids. The record is from RefSeq and is a predicted model, not a curated record. The transcript has a single exon.
AUGGCUACUCACGAGGAAUUCAUAAGAACUCAAAUAUUCGGAACAGUGUUCGAGAUAACAAACAGAUACACCGAUUUAAAUCCUGUCGGUAUGGGGGCCUUCGGGUUGGUUUGUUCCGCUACUGACACAUUAACAAGUCAACCAGUCGCCAUCAAAAAAAUUAUGAAACCAUUCUCCACCGCUGUCUUAGCAAAGAGAACUUAUAGAGAAUUAAAACUUUUGAAACAUCUAAGACAUGAAAAUUUAAUCUGUUUGCAAGAUAUCUUCUUGUCCCCCUUGGAAGAUAUUUAUUUCGUGACGGAAUUACAAGGUACUGAUUUACACAGAUUGUUACAAACAAGGCCUCUGGAAAAGCAAUUCGUUCAAUACUUCCUUUAUCAAAUCCUAAGAGGUUUGAAAUAUGUUCAUUCCGUAGGUGUCAUACAUAGAGAUUUAAAACCAAGCAAUAUCCUGAUUAAUGAAAAUUGUGAUUUGAAAAUUUGUGAUUUUGGUCUUGCAAGAAUUCAAGAUCCUCAAAUGACAGGUUAUGUUUCCACACGUUAUUACAGAGCUCCGGAAAUUAUGUUGACUUGGCAAAAAUAUGACGUGGAAGUUGAUAUAUGGUCCGCUGGUUGUAUAUUCGCUGAAAUGAUAGAGGGGAAACCUUUAUUCCCAGGAAAGGAUCACGUUCAUCAAUUUUCUAUCAUUACCGAUUUGUUAGGUUCACCACCAGAAGAUGUCAUUAAUACAAUUUGUUCAGAAAAUACUUUGAAAUUCGUCACUUCAUUACCUCAUAGAGAUCCAAUCCCAUUCUCGGAAAGAUUUAAAACGGUGGAACCUGAUGCUGUGGAUUUAUUGGGUAAGAUGCUUGUCUUUGAUCCAAAGAAAAGAGUUACCGCAGCAGAAGCAUUGGCCCAUCCAUAUUUGGCUCCAUAUCAUGAUCCAACAGAUGAACCCGUCGCUGAUUGUAAAUUUGACUGGCAUUUCAAUGAUGCUGACCUACCAGUGGAUACAUGGAGAGUAAUGAUGUAUUCGGAAAUCUUAGAUUUCCAUAAGAUUGGUGGCGGAGAUGGUCAAAUUGAUACUUCUGCCACAUUUGAUGAUCAAGUUGCUGCCGCCACUGCUGCUGCUGCUCAGGCACAGGCCCAUGCACAAGCUCAGGCUCAAGCACAAGCCAAGAAUGGUUCCACCUCACAAAAUGGCGAUAGCAAUAAUAACACCAACAAUAAUAAUAACAGUGGCAAUGGCACUGAAAAUAAUGAUGCAAUUUCAAGAUUCGCUGAUCAAGCAGUUCAUUAUGCCAAUGAGUUUCAACAAUAA